Messenger RNA from Eptesicus fuscus (big brown bat), 1854 nucleotides. It is a transcript of the gene SLC6A2, whose product is annotated as solute carrier family 6 member 2. NCBI's taxonomy places the organism in Eukaryota, Metazoa, Chordata, Mammalia, Chiroptera, Vespertilionidae. Gene Ontology annotation, molecular function: dopamine:sodium symporter activity; neurotransmitter:sodium symporter activity; norepinephrine:sodium symporter activity. Gene Ontology annotation, cellular component: presynaptic membrane; plasma membrane; neuron projection. The transcript has 14 exons. The coding region runs from base 1 to 1854 and encodes 617 amino acids. The record is from RefSeq and is a predicted model, not a curated record. Gene Ontology annotation, biological process: dopamine uptake involved in synaptic transmission; sodium ion transmembrane transport.
AUGCUCCUGGCGCGGAUGAACCCGCAGGUGCAGCCGGAGAGCAGCGGGGCGGACCCGGAGGCCGCGCAGCCCCUGCAGGCGCGCAAAGCCGCGGAGCUGCUGGUGGUGAAAGAGCGCAAUGGGGUCCAGUGCCUCCUGGCGUCCCGCGCGAGCGAGGAGCCGCCCCGGGAGACCUGGGGCAAGAAGAUCGACUUCCUGCUGUCGGUGGUGGGCUUCGCGGUGGACCUGGCCAACGUGUGGCGAUUCCCUUACCUCUGCUACAAGAACGGCGGCGGUGCCUUCCUGAUCCCGUACACGCUGUUCCUCAUCAUCGCGGGGAUGCCCCUCUUCUACAUGGAGCUGGCUCUGGGCCAGUUCAACCGGGAAGGGGCAGCCACGGUGUGGAAGAUCUGCCCGUUCUUCAAAGGAGUCGGCUACGCCGUGAUCCUCAUCGCCCUCUACGUCGGCUUCUACUACAACGUCAUCAUCGCCUGGUCCCUCUACUACCUCUUCUCCUCGUUCACCUUCCGCCUGCCCUGGACCGACUGCGGCCACCCCUGGAACAGCCCCAACUGCACCGACCCCAAGCUCCUCAACGCCUCCAUGCUGGGCAACCACACCAAGUACUCCAAGUACAAGUUCACGCCGGCAGCGGAGUUUUACGAGCGCGGCGUCCUGCACCUCCACGAGAGCGGUGGCAUCCACGACGUCGGCCUGCCGCAGUGGCAGCUCUUGCUCUGUCUGAUGGUGGUGGUCGUCGUCCUGUUUUUCAGCCUCUGGAAAGGCGUGAAGACGUCAGGAAAGGUCGUGUGGAUCACGGCCACGCUGCCUUACCUGGUGCUGUUCGUGCUCCUGGUCCACGGCAUCACGCUGCCCGGCGCCUCCAACGGCAUCAGCGCCUACCUGCACAUCGACUUCUACCGCCUCAAGGAGGCCACGGUCUGGAUUGAUGCUGCCACUCAGAUAUUUUUUUCCUUGGGGGCUGGAUUCGGAGUCUUGAUUGCAUUUGCCAGUUACAACAAAUUUGACAACAACUGCUACAGGGACGCCCUGCUCACCAGCACCAUCAACUGCGUCACCAGCUUCGUCUCAGGGUUUGCCAUCUUCUCCAUCCUCGGGUACAUGGCCCAUGAGCACAAGGUCAACAUCGAGGACGUGGCCACUGAAGGAGCCGGCCUGGUCUUCAUCCUGUACCCAGAAGCCAUCUCCACCCUGUCGGGGUCCACCUUCUGGGCCGUCGUGUUCUUCAUCAUGCUCCUGGCUCUGGGGAUUGACAGCUCAAUGGGAGGCAUGGAGGCCGUCAUCACGGGCCUGGCCGACGACUUCCAGGUCCUGAAGCGACACCGGAAGCUCUUCACGUUCGGCGUCACCUUCGGGACCUUCCUCCUGGCCCUGUUUUGCAUCACCAAGGGCGGAAUCUACGUGCUGACCCUGCUGGACACGUUCGCGGCGGGCACCUCCAUCCUGUUCGCUGUGCUCAUGGAGGCCAUCGGCGUCUCCUGGUUUUACGGGGUGGACAGGUUCAGCAACGACAUCCAGCAGAUGAUGGGGUUCAAGCCCGGCCUGUACUGGAGACUGUGCUGGAAGUUUGUGAGCCCCGCCUUCCUCUUGUUUGUGGUGGUGGUGAGCAUCAUCAACUUCAAGCCGCUCACCUACGAUGACUACAUCUUCCCGCUCUGGGCCAACUGGGUCGGGUGGGGCGUCGCACUGUCCUCCAUGGCCCUGGUGCCCGCCUACAUCGUCUACAAGUUCCUGAGCACGCGGGGCUCCCUCUGGGAGAGACUGGCCUAUGGCCUCACGCCGGAGAACGAGCAUCACCUGGUGGCCCAGCGGGACGUCCGGCAGUUCCAGUUGCAGCACUGGCUGGCCCUCUGA